Rhea pennata is the source of this 1478-nucleotide messenger RNA. RefSeq names its product serine and arginine rich splicing factor 1 (gene SRSF1). Gene Ontology annotation, cellular component: cytoplasm; nucleus. Bases 288 to 1034 code for a protein of 248 amino acids. The record is from RefSeq and is a predicted model, not a curated record. Gene Ontology annotation, molecular function: mRNA binding. Lineage: Eukaryota; Metazoa; Chordata; Aves; Rheiformes; Rheidae. The transcript is spliced from 4 exons.
ACUACUUUUUCUCCCUGGCGCUGCGCAUGCGCAGUAGGGUUGAGUGGGAGUGCGGCGAGAGGCACGGGCACGUACGGCCUUUGAUAGCAAAGGCGGUGCUGCGUCCUGGGGUGAAAUCGCUGCGCGCAGUAGGACCGCGAGGGGAGCCGUGGUCGCCAUUUUGAAGCGGUUGUUGGGGGAGGCGGCGUGCGUGCGCUCCCGUGUGCCCGGCUCGGCCCCCGCGCUCGCCGACCCGUCCGCUCGCUGAGCUCCGGCUCUCCACCGCCGCAGCCAUUGCUGACCUUGCCAUGUCCGGAGGGGGCGUGAUCCGCGGCCCAGCCGGCAACAACGACUGCCGCAUCUACGUGGGGAACCUGCCCCCCGACAUCCGCACCAAGGACAUCGAGGACGUGUUCUACAAGUACGGCGCCAUCCGCGACAUCGACCUCAAGAACCGCCGCGGCGGGCCGCCCUUCGCCUUCGUGGAGUUCGAGGACCCCAGGGACGCGGAGGACGCCGUCUACGGGCGGGACGGCUACGAUUACGAUGGGUAUCGCCUCCGCGUGGAGUUCCCUCGGAGCGGCCGGGGCACCGGCAGAGGCGGCGGCGGCGGCGGAGGGGGUGGCGCCCCCCGGGGCAGGUAUGGCCCCCCGUCUCGGCGCUCGGAGUACAGAGUAAUCGUCUCAGGGCUGCCUCCAAGUGGAAGUUGGCAGGAUUUAAAGGAUCACAUGCGUGAAGCAGGUGAUGUAUGUUAUGCUGAUGUUUUCCGAGAUGGCACUGGUGUCGUGGAGUUUGUACGGAAGGAAGAUAUGACCUACGCUGUGCGAAAACUGGAUAACACUAAAUUUAGAUCUCAUGAGGGAGAAACUGCCUACAUCCGUGUUAAAGUUGAUGGCCCAAGAAGUCCAAGCUAUGGAAGAUCUCGGUCACGCAGCCGUAGUCGUAGCAGGAGCCGUAGUCGAAGCAACAGCAGAAGCCGCAGUUAUUCCCCAAGAAGAAGCAGAGGAUCUCCACGCUACUCUCCCCGUCACAGCAGAUCCCGUUCUCGUACAUAAAUGAUCACUAGCAAUGAUCUUUUUGUAGAACCCCAUGUUGUACACAGUUUUCCUUUACUCAGUACAGUCUUUCAUUUUUUUUUAAUUCAAACUGUUUUAUUCAAAUUGGCUGAAGUGUUGAAUUGCAUUCUUGUGUAAAAUCCCUAGUGAGUAUUUGCUCCUUAACAUCGACAUUCCCCUCAUGUCUUUGGUAAAUUGUAUUUUAAUUGAUGUCAGUCAGGAUUGUUUCAAUUUAGUUAUAGUUAAAUACCAACAUUCUUCAAACUGUGGUAUUGCUGUGUAAAUGUCUCAGUGUUCGGCUAUGGUUUAUACAAGCUGGGGAUGUUGGGAUGUUUGUGGCUAACUUGUCUCUUCUGGGGGAUCUUAUAUUUUAUCUUGCCUUUUCGUGUGUCUUUCUGUAGACAUAUCUGAAGAGAUGGAUUAAGAAUGCUUUGGAUUAAAGGA